GGUAGGUAAUAUAGUUCGUUUGUAAACCCAGUGGGUUUGAGGUUCCUUACCAGCUUCUCUCAGUAGAAUCAUUCCGAAUCGGUAGUCGAGUGAAGAAUUAUAGACAUGAAAUAAAUUUUAGAUGUUGAUAUGUCAGUCUGUCAGUCAACUUAAAUAGGUAAGUUCAUGACAUUGGUCUCAAGUUAACAGUCUUUAUUAUCAAGUCAAGAGAACAACAGACAUACAUUAUAACUUUGUAAUUACCUAUGAAUAUAGAUAAGAAAAUUGAUAUCAAAACUUAUUACAUUACAAUACAACACUUGUAUAAAGCUCAUCAAAGAAAGUCAUUGUAAUUCGUGUUUGUAUUGAGUAUGGACGUAUUCUCAAUUUGUUUUGUGGUUUUUACACUGAUGAGUGUAUGUCUCGCAAAAGUACCAAAAUACGAAUUAAAUGACGGCAGAGAAAUACCUGCUAUAGCGUUGGGAACUUACCUAGGAUAUGAUAAGAAUGGGGUAGUGAAAUCAAUAAACAAACAGCUCAGAAAUGUAAUAUUGCAAGCUAUAGACGUAGGAUACCGUCAUUUCGACACAGCGUCCAUUUACGACACCGAAGAGGAAAUUGGGGAGGCUAUUAGAAUGAAGAUUGACGAAGGAGCUGUGAGAAGAGAGGAUAUAUUUAUAACUACUAAGUUAUGGAAUACGCAUCACAGAAGGAACCAAGUCACAAAAGCAGUGAGGGAGUCCUUAACUAAAUUUGGCCUUGAUUUCAUAGAUUUGUACCUGAUGCAUUGGCCUAUAGGACUUAAUGAGGACUAUUCGUAUACCGAUGUGGACUAUUUGGAGACCUGGCGAGGAAUGGAAGACGCCCAUCAGCUCGGCUUAGUCAAGUCCAUUGGUCUGUCCAACUUCAAUAAGACACAGCUUGAGAGAGUCAUUACAAGAGGCAGUGUUAAACCAGCGGCAUUACAGAUUGAGAUACAUCCCCAAAUCCCGCAAACAGAGCUGGUGCGCUAUGCACAGUCGCAAGGGGUUGUGGUGAUGGGGUACAGCCCCUUUGGUUCACUGGUGAUGAGGUACGGGGUCCACUUCCCCGGCCUCGACGGUCCAACUCUGGGAGACAUAGCCGGGAAGUAUGGCAAGACUCCUGCGCAGGUCUUGCUGAGAUGGCUUGUGGAGAGAAACAUCAUACCAAUCCCAAAGACAGUGAAGUAUUCCCGUCUAAAAGAAAACAUCAACAUAUUCGACUUUCAGUUGACCCAAGAAGAUAUGCAGAAGAUAAACCAGUUCGAUGACGAAACCAGAUACACUAUGCCGUCGUUCUGGCAAACUCACCCUUAUUAUCCGUUCGAGAGGGUUGAUAAUCCUGUGCCUAACCCAUUUAGAAGAUCCUAAGUGAAGCACAAAAUAAUGAAUAAUGAGUACAGAAGAUAGAGUUUGAUGAUGAGACUAGAUUUACUGUGGCAAACCCACCCUUGUUACCAAUCGAGAAGGUCGAUAAUCCUGUGGCUAGCUCCAACUACCUACGGAGUUAGCCACAUGAUUAUCAUGGCAAUGUAUGACGUGAUUUCUAAUAUUACUCCGAAGAAAAUAUAAAAAAAUUAGACUUUAUACUUAGACCUAAGAAUUUUCACACCUUUAUUACCUGAUACCUCCCAAAGCCACCAUGAUCCAAACUUCAUAGGCGCUGAUUGUUCGUUUCUGUUGAGGUCAAUACGCAGAUAAACUUUCAGCUUUUAUAAAAUAACGAAGUUCUGCCUCUCACGGGCUCUCUUUCAAUAAGACUUAAUAAUAUGACCAUGAUUUAUGACUAUGACUUAUGACUACGUUGACUUUAUGACUUAUGACUAUGAUGACUUAUGACUUAUGACUGUGACUAUGAAAUAGAAUGCAUUUAAUUAUUUCAUGUAGGACAGCAUGUGCCAUUCAUGAUACAUGUCAAGACUCUACCACCGGUUCGUAAAGUAACUCUACUGAGAAGAGUCAGCAAGAAACUUAACAGUUGCUAUUCUUUUGACUCAUGACUAUGACUUAUUGAUUUUAUCUUAAAAUAUUUCCAGUGAAACGCAGAAAACAUGUAUAAAAUAUUAAUAAUUAUACUUAUGUAACUUUAUUACUGUAGCGCUAACUGCAAUAAAAUAAAUUAAGUA
This is a messenger RNA of Maniola jurtina (meadow brown), 2125 nucleotides long. Its product is annotated as aldo-keto reductase AKR2E4-like. NCBI's taxonomy places the organism in Eukaryota, Metazoa, Arthropoda, Insecta, Lepidoptera, Nymphalidae. The coding region runs from base 351 to 1370 and encodes 339 amino acids. The transcript is spliced from 7 exons. Gene Ontology annotation, cellular component: cytosol. Gene Ontology annotation, molecular function: aldose reductase (NADPH) activity. The record is from RefSeq and is a predicted model, not a curated record.